This is a messenger RNA of Penicillium waksmanii, 1107 nucleotides long. RefSeq names its product mRNA splicing protein PRP18. Lineage: Eukaryota; Fungi; Ascomycota; Eurotiomycetes; Eurotiales; Aspergillaceae. The transcript is spliced from 2 exons. The record is from RefSeq and is a predicted model, not a curated record. The coding region runs from base 1 to 1107 and encodes 368 amino acids. Gene Ontology annotation, cellular component: U4/U6 x U5 tri-snRNP complex; U5 snRNP; U2-type post-spliceosomal complex. Gene Ontology annotation, biological process: generation of catalytic spliceosome for second transesterification step; RNA splicing.
AUGGACUUCGCGGCUCUCAUGUCCAAAGAGAUCUCCAAGGCCAAGGGUGACUCGAAGUCAUCUGGCCCUGGUAAAGACAAAGACAACACUCCCGAACCUACGAAGAAAUAUAUGCGUCGAGGUGAAGUUGAAGCAGCUCGAGUAGCAGCCUACAACGAGGAGCAGGAGCGAGCAGAGCGGGAUCGUCAAGAGCGCCAGGCCAACAAACGCAAGCUGGAGGAGGACGAGGCCGAUCGCAAGCGCGAACGCGAGGAGAAGAAGCGCAAAUUUGCCGAGGAGUCAAAGAAACGACGUGAGGAGGAAGAAGAGGCCGCUGAGCGUGAACGACGACGAAAGCUCGGCUUGCCUGAGCUGCCUUCUAAGAGUGACGCUGAGCAGACACCGGACAGUGCAGAGGCAGAGGAUAUUGAGGAGGAUGAGCUUCUCGCAAAGCUCCGGGAGCUUGGUGAGCCCGCCCGCUUAUUCGGCGAGAACCAUCAAGCUCGAUUUCGUCGUUACCGCCGCCUCGUCCAGAGAGCUGCUUCCAAGCAGAAAAUUACCGAUGGCCCCAUCCCCACGAUAUUAGAACCGGUACCCGGCGCGAAAAUGAUUAUUCCAGCCAAGAUCCCGAAAGAACAGGACGAACGGCUAUUCUUGCUGCGUCAGCUUGGUUCUUACUUCAACAUGGUACUUUCAGAGUGGGAGUUGGCCCUUGCAAAGCGCGAUAUAAGCGUGCGCCAAAGUUUCCAGGGAAAGCAGGCGUACAAUGCCAUGCUUCAGUCACGCGAGAAUAUGAAACCGCUGUUCCGUCGCUUGGAAAAAUCAGACCUCGAGGACGGUCUACUUGAGCCAAUCGUGGAGAUUGUGCACAAGGCGCAGCAACGCAAAUAUGUUGAUGCUAACGAUGCAUAUCUGCGUGUGAGCAUUGGUAAAGCUGCCUGGCCUAUUGGUGUGACCAUGGUUGGUAUUCACGAGCGAUCCGCCCGCGAGAAACUUCACCAAAGCGAUCAACAAGCGCAUAUUCUGAGCGACGAAGCCACCCGGAAAUAUCUGCAGAGCAUCAAACGUUUACUGAGCUUUGCUCAAGUGCGCUGGCCUCCCGAGGAUCAGCUCCAGGUCAUGGGCUAG